This is a messenger RNA of Huiozyma naganishii CBS 8797, 1077 nucleotides long. RefSeq lists its product as uncharacterized. Gene Ontology annotation, molecular function: phosphopantothenate--cysteine ligase activity. The transcript has a single exon. Bases 1 to 1077 code for a protein of 358 amino acids. Gene Ontology annotation, biological process: coenzyme A biosynthetic process. The record is from RefSeq and is a predicted model, not a curated record. Gene Ontology annotation, cellular component: nucleus; cytoplasm. NCBI's taxonomy places the organism in Eukaryota, Fungi, Ascomycota, Saccharomycetes, Saccharomycetales, Saccharomycetaceae.
AUGACUUUGCUGGACCAUGCAAGUGAUAUACACACUUCUCGCCCGGUUAUUACACAUGCAAUUAAUCAUUCCAUAACGGACGCCUUUUUCCCGGUAGCAAAGGAUCCUGAUGCAGAGGACCAGUAUUUCCAGACGAACCCGAAACCAGAGUAUCUGGAUGAUUUAAUUCUCGACGCGAAGUCCUUUAUCAACUACCAACAUUUAGUCGGGAGAGAUAAGAUCGUGCUAGUGACCUCAGGUGGGACAACAGUGCCCCUGGAGAACAACACCGUAAGGUUCAUUGACAACUUCUCGGCUGGCACCAGGGGUUCGUCAAGUGCAGAACAGUUCUUACUGAAUGGCUACAGCGUUAUUUUCCUACACAGGGAAUUCAGUUUGACGCCCUUUAAUAGGUCGUUUCAGAACAAUAACAAAACCUCGUUUCUUGACUUUAUCGAUGACAAGGGAAAAGUGAAGGACCAAUACUUCCAACAAUUCCACAAAUGCAAGAUACUUUACGAUAAGUAUCUUAACAAGGACAGAAAGCUGUUGCUGCUGCCCUUCACCACAGUAAACCAGUACUUGUGGUCAUUGAGAGGGAUAGGACAGCUACUGGACUAUAACGGUUGUCUCUUCUACUUGGCGGCUGCCGUGAGUGAUUUUUUUGUCCCUUUCUCUAAAUUGCCAAAACAUAAGAUUCAAUCAAGGGACUACUCGCUCGAUGGCGACAGCAACAGUGGCGGGAGUAACACUAUGACAACGGCGGAUGGGAAAUUGAUCGUGAAUUUGGACCCUGUGCCCAAAUUCUUGAGCCGGCUUGUCAAAUCUUGGGCCAGUCAAGCAAUGAUAGUUUCGUUCAAAUUAGAGACUGACGAACAGAUUCUGCUUGACAAGGCAAAAUAUGCAUUGAAUAGGUACAAUCACCAAUUGGUGAUCGGCAACCUAUUACAGACGAGAAGUUCAGAGGUUGUAUUCGUUGUUCCACACGUUCCUGAGGGAUACUGGAUUAGAUCUCAAAAACCACACAAAAGUAUCGAGGAAGAUAUUGUACCUGAGGUUGUAAAACUCCAUGAAAACUGGAUGAAACAACGAAAAUGA